Doryrhamphus excisus (bluestripe pipefish) is the source of this 1791-nucleotide messenger RNA. RefSeq names its product myelin protein zero-like protein 2. Lineage: Eukaryota; Metazoa; Chordata; Actinopteri; Syngnathiformes; Syngnathidae. Gene Ontology annotation, cellular component: plasma membrane. Gene Ontology annotation, biological process: cell-cell adhesion. The record is from RefSeq and is a predicted model, not a curated record.
AAGAACAGGUUGGGUGAGCACCCAAAAAUGCGCCCUUCUUUGCAUUUGGAUUUGGAGACUGAAGAUAAGAGUGGAGUAGCGUUGGAGGGUUGCCAGGUGCUGAGGUGGGUGGGAGGCUGUUGAUGGGACUUGAGAAACACCAGUGGCGAGUCACAACGCGUCCUUGGCGAGACGUGGAAGUUGAGGCGAGGACUUCCUCCGAAGGAUCUUCAGAUAGAAGAAGUUUGGUCGGCGUGGGAGUGACGAUUAGUUGUCGUCUCCGAGUUUCUUGUUCGGUGGACAUAGUCUUCCAAUGUGCGUCAAAGGGUUUCUACUCCUGUGUGGACUCGCAGCUUCAGGCGUGCUGCAGGCCAGCGGGAUCCGUAUAUACACUUCAGAGGAUGUGGAGGCUGUCAACGGGACGGAUGUUCGUCUGAAGUGUACAUUCCAGAGUUCCACUGCCAUCAAUCCCAAUGCCGUCAUCAUCUCCUGGAGCUUCAGACCUCUCAAACCAGGCCGAGAAGAAUCGGUUUUCCACUACCAGCAGAAGCCAUACCCUCCUAUUGAGGGCAUUUUCAGGAACCGAAUCAUCUGGGCAGGCGACAUAAUGGGCCGCGAUGCGUCCAUCAUAAUUCGAGAAGUGAAGUUCACCUACAAUGGUACGUACAUGUGCCAAGUCAAGAACCCACCGGAUGUGCACGGAGCAGUUGGAGAGAUUCGACUGCGUGUUGUCACGACAGCUUCCUUCUCUGAGCUUCUGUUGCUGGCAAUUGCCAUCGGGGGCGGGAUAGCCGCUGUGGUUCUCCUGCUCAUCAUCAUCGUGUCCUGCAGGAGAUGCAAGAGGAAGAGACAGAGACGAGAAGGGGAAGUGGAGGCUCCUCGUAAAGAGAGAAAAGAUCCCACUGUGUGCCACCCAAUGAAGGCCAUCCACCUGUACCUAUCACAGACGUCCAUAGAGAUUGACAGUUCAGAUGGAAUGAUCUCAGAUGCCAGCACCAAAGAUCCCAGCUCCUCCUCAGAGGGUCCAAGCUCGGACGAUGACGACGAUGACGAUAUCUGUUCGGACUAAGGAGGUGGGAACUGACAGAGAGACAGAAGCAAAGAUAUGAAGGUAGCCAGUGUGCUUUCUGGAUUAUGAUCCAGAGUAAAGCCAAAUGGCGAAUACACCAACGGCGCACUGUCACUGUUUGACGCCAUGCACACGGUCAUGGUGAAUGUAAGGAAACGGGGACGGAUGUCCUGUUUGAACAAUUCUGAAUAGGCACCCAGAGAUUAAAGGGACGUUUCUUAUGAAGUCCUUGAAAGGAGAGCAAAAGUGUUUGUUUCUGUCUCGUCCAGACAUUUUCAUGCGUCGGAACAAUGGUUGAUUAAUCCUGCUGACACAGCAGGUGAAGCAGCCGCAGGAAAACUUUGGGUCACAAUCAUUUCAUAAAUCCACACUAGAAGUUCUAGGGAUUGCAGUAUGUUACGUUGGAUUACUUGAAUAUAAAACCUGAUGUUGCUAAUGUAUUACACCUGCGGGGCGACUGCUUGCUAGUUUGAGCCACGCUAUGUACGCUCCUGCUGCAGAUCGAGUACGGGAGUGCACAGUUUUGAUCUGAAAAACCUUUGACUGCAAACUGUCCCAGUGAACCUCCAAAAGCUGUAUUUUUUGUUGUACUUUUGUACUGUUGAUGUAACACUGAGCAAUGUGUAUAGAUGUCUCACGGUUUAAAGCCUGAAGUAUUUGAUUCUUUUUUUAUGUAGAUACAGCAUAUGUUUGACAUAGAUCUUUUAUAAGAGUGAUUUUCUAAUAAAAUUUUUCAGUAUUUA